This is a messenger RNA of Sinocyclocheilus grahami, 525 nucleotides long. Its product is annotated as peroxisomal multifunctional enzyme type 2-like. The record is from RefSeq and is a predicted model, not a curated record. The transcript is spliced from 4 exons. The coding region runs from base 94 to 447 and encodes 117 amino acids. Lineage: Eukaryota; Metazoa; Chordata; Actinopteri; Cypriniformes; Cyprinidae.
UCUGAUUGGCCGCUGCUCGGUGACGUCACCGCGCCGUUCGCGGAAGUGGGGCAAAAGUCACAGCAAGACUUUCUCAGCAGAAACACUAACAACAUGCCUCUUCUGAAGAUGUCAGCGCCUUUGACUUUCGACGGCAGAGUCGUGCUGGUGACCGGAGCCGGGGGAGGUUUGGGGAGGGAAUAUGCGCUGGCGUUCGGUCAGAGAGGAGCCGCUGUCAUCGUCAAUGAUCUGGGAGGAGAUAUUAAAGGAGGUGGCAGGAGCUCAGCAGCCGCUGAUAAAGUGGUGGAGGAGAUCAGAGCUAAAGGAGGCAAAGCCGUGGCUAAUUACGAUUCAGUGGAAGACGGUGAGAAGCUCAUCCAGACGGCGCUGGACGCAUUUGGCCGAAUAGGUGCCGUUUCCAGAAAAGUCUUAGCAUUAAAAAAGCCACGAAACACACCAACCUGCUAAAAGUAGAAUCGCAACAUUACAAACCUGAUUAACACUUUACUUUUACAUUAUACAAAUCUUUUAAUGCAUUAAUUACUC